Polyodon spathula (Mississippi paddlefish) is the source of this 3551-nucleotide messenger RNA. RefSeq names its product transportin-1. Gene Ontology annotation, molecular function: small GTPase binding; nuclear import signal receptor activity. NCBI's taxonomy places the organism in Eukaryota, Metazoa, Chordata, Actinopteri, Acipenseriformes, Polyodontidae. The coding region runs from base 114 to 2786 and encodes 890 amino acids. The transcript is spliced from 25 exons. The record is from RefSeq and is a predicted model, not a curated record. Gene Ontology annotation, cellular component: nucleus; cytoplasm. Gene Ontology annotation, biological process: protein import into nucleus.
UGCGCCAUGACUGUCUGAUCGGAUCUUAUUGCAAAGCUGAGUGGUGGUGCGAUUUCAGGCCUGUACAACUUAGCUCAUAACAUUCACUAAACAAUAAAACACAGCAAACCAAGAUGGAGUACGAGUGGAAACCAGAUGAGCAAGGACUUCAGCAAAUUCUACAGCUUCUGAAAGAGUCCCAGUCUCCGGAUACCUCCACACAACGAACCGUCCAACAAAAACUUGAGCAGCUGAAUCAUUAUCCAGACUUCAACAACUACUUGAUCUUUGUCUUAACAAAGUUGAAAUCUGAAGAUGAACCCACCAGAUCCCUUAGCGGUCUGAUUCUGAAAAACAAUGUGAAGACACAUUUUCACAACUUUCCAAAUGGGGUGUCGGACUUCAUAAAAAACGAGUGUCUUAAAAACAUUGGGGACACAUCGCCGUUGAUAAGAGCCACAGUGGGUAUUUUGAUUACAACUAUUGCCUCAAAGGGAGAGCUACAGAAUUGGCCAGAACUCCUUCCCAAGCUGUGUGUGCUUUUAGACUCUGAGGAUUACAGUACCUGUGAGGGAGCAUUUGGAGCGCUUCAGAAGAUCUGUGAAGAUUCGGCUGAAAUUCUGGACAGUGAUAUUCUUGACCGACCACUCAAUAUCAUGAUACCAAAGUUCUUGCAGUUCUUUAAACACAGCAGUCCAAAAAUCAGGUCCCAUGCUGUUGCCUGUGUCAACCAGUUUAUCAUUAGUAGAACUCAGGCCCUUAUGUUACAUAUUGAUUCUUUUAUUGAGAAUCUGUUUGCACUGGCCACUGAUGAAGAGCCUGAGGUCCGUAAGAAUGUGUGCCGCGCCCUGGUCAUGCUCCUGGAAGUUCGGAUGGAUCGGCUGCUUCCUCACAUGCACAACAUUGUGGAGUACAUGUUGCAAAGAACCCAGGACCAAGAUGAGAAUGUAGCUUUGGAAGCUUGUGAGUUUUGGUUGACGCUAGCUGAGCAGCCGGUCUGUAAAGAAGUGCUUUGUGUACACCUUUCGAAGUUAAUCCCUGUUCUUGUAAAUGGUAUGAAGUACUCUGAAAUUGACAUUAUUCUGCUCAAGGGAGACGUGGAGGAGGAUGAAGCGAUUCCGGACAGCGAGCAAGACAUCCGGCCCCGUUUCCACCGCUCUCGCACAGUGGCACAGCAGCAUGAGGCAGACGGCAUUGAGGAGGAUGACGAUGAUGACGAUGAACUUGAUGAUGACGACACUAUUUCCGACUGGAAUUUGAGGAAAUGUUCUGCAGCUGCGCUGGAUGUCCUUGCUAAUGUGUUCCGGGACGAGCUCCUGCCUCACCUCCUUCCUCUGCUGAAGGAGCUGCUCUUCCAUCCCGAAUGGGUGAUCAAGGAGUCCGGCAUCUUGGUUCUGGGAGCCAUUGCUGAAGGUUGCAUGCAGGGUAUGAUCCUGUAUCUCCCGGAGCUUAUCCCCCACCUCGUUCAGUGCCUGUCUGACAAGAAGGCUCUUGUCCGCUCCAUUACAUGCUGGACCCUUAGCCGCUAUGCACACUGGGUUGUCAGUCAGCCCCCAGACACCUACUUGAAGCCGCUAAUGACCGAACUGCUGAAACGCAUCCUGGACGGCAACAAACGAGUACAGGAAGCGGCCUGCAGUGCCUUUGCUACACUAGAAGAGGAGGCCUGUACAGAGUUAGUGCCCUACCUCGGUUAUAUACUCGACACCCUUGUAUUCGCUUUUAGCAAAUACCAGCACAAGAACCUGCUCAUCCUGUAUGAUGCUAUAGGCACUCUUGCUGACUCAGUAGGCCACCAUUUGAACAAGCCGGAGUACAUAGAGAUGCUGAUGCCUCCCCUCAUCCAGAAAUGGAACCAGCUGAAGGAUGAAGACAAGGAUCUGUUUCCUCUGCUGGAGUGCCUGUCUUCAGUUGCCACUGCCCUGCAGUCUGGCUUCCUCCCAUACUGUGAGCCUGUGUACCAGCGCUGUGUGAACCUGGUACAGAAAACUCUAGCACAAGCCAUGCUGCACAACGCCCAGCCGGAUCAGUAUGAAGUGCCAGACAAAGAUUUUAUGAUUGUAGCUCUUGAUUUGCUCAGUGGCCUUGCUGAAGGACUCGGCGGCAACAUCGAACAGCUGGUGGCACGCAGCAAUAUUCUGACAUUGAUGUAUCAGUGUAUGCAGGAUAAAAUGCCAGAGGUCCGGCAGAGUUCCUUUGCCUUGUUGGGUGAUCUAACUAAGGCAUGUUUCCAGCAUGUCAAGCCAUGCAUUGCUGAUUUCAUGCCAAUUUUGGGCACUAACCUCAAUCCUGAAUUAAUUUCUGUGUGCAACAAUGCUACAUGGGCGAUUGGUGAGAUUUCAAUUCAGAUGGGUGCUGAAAUGCAGCCAUACAUUUCUAUGGUGUUACAUCAGCUGGUGGAGAUCAUCAACAGACCCAAUACACCAAAGACGUUAUUGGAAAAUACAGCAAUAACAAUUGGUCGUCUUGGUUACGUUUGUCCUCAAGAGGUGGCUCCCAUGCUACAGCAGUUUAUAAGACCCUGGUGUACUUCACUACGUAAUAUACGGGACAAUGAAGAAAAAGAUUCAGCAUUUCGGGGAAUCUGCACAAUGAUCAGUGCCAACCCAGGAGGUGUUGUGCAGGAUUUCAUAUUUUUCUGUGACGCUGUAGCCUCCUGGGUUAGUCCAAAGGAUGAUCUGCGAGAUAUGUUCUGUAAGAUCUUACAUGGAUUUAAAAACCAGGUUGGAGAUGAAAACUGGAAGCGAUUUUCAGACCAGUUUCCACUUCCACUGAAGGAACGCCUUGCAGCAUACUAUGGAGUGUAACAGCAUGGUCUGUAGGAGCAGUAAUUGGGGUCUUUCACUCUGGGAGACAACGGGGAGCCUCUGCACCCAGGGAAAUGUUACCCUUUACUGGGGGGGAAGGGUAGACCAGGGGGAACAUACAGUACGAUCCCAACCCAUCUGGGCGGGGUGGGAGGGAGGUGUUAGCCGUCGCACUGUUCAGCUGACGGGGGAACACCUGGAGCAAUUGAGGGAGGAAAUUUAGUCUUUUUACAGCUCAAUAUCGGAAUAAGAAGCAAAUGAAGAUAUGUUGUCCAAUACUAAUAUAGCACAUUGUUUUAAAAAUGUAAAUUAAUUAAAAGAAAAAAAAAAACUCGGGGAUACCUUUAAAAGUUUUAUAGACAAUAUUGGCUUUAAAGUAUAGGGUUAAGUGCAGAUCAUUUAAAAAUAAAUCCAUAAAUAGCACACUGUAAAAGCCCAAGAUGGGAUUCUAAAUAGCAUUGACUGCAUUUAAAAUAAACCUAGACAUAGGCAUGGCGAAUUCCAGAAAAUUGCAUGGUAUGAAGAAUAUGAAGUAAAAGCAGUUUCACAAGCUCAGUUACAUACUGUACGUCAUCAGUGGGCACCUGUUAUUAAAUUUGGUAGAUGGAACAAAUUAAAUGGUAGAACUAGUGUGUUAAGACCAACAGCCUAGCCAGAAGCCUUAUUAGUCAGUUUAGUGUCUUAACUAGUUUUUGCAUAUCAAGGUAAAUACAAUUGGCAUAUCUUGCAUACUCCUCAAAUACUAUAGAGAUUAUUUUGGAGAGG